Molecule: messenger RNA, 1158 nt
Organism: Babesia ovata
Lineage: Eukaryota; Apicomplexa; Aconoidasida; Piroplasmida; Babesiidae
Product: dual-specificity phosphatase
Exons: 2
Coding region: 1-1158 (385 amino acids)
Biological process (GO): protein dephosphorylation
Molecular function (GO): protein tyrosine/serine/threonine phosphatase activity
Source: RefSeq, a predicted model, not a curated record
AUGUUAGGUCCAAGCCUUUUGAGUCUUUGGCACAAAGGCAGAACGAUGUCUAAGGUGGUUGACGGCCUGUACGUUGGCGACCUGUACACAGCACAUCGUCUCUUCGAUGACGUGCGACUGCCGCCUGAUCGCCGCCCUGCCAACAGGUUCGAACCCGGCAGUACCCCCGAUAACCUCCUGGGCGUGAUAUCAGCAUGUUUCGAUGUGCCGGAAUGGUGCAAUGAGUCCGCCAAUUGCUUCCAUCAGUGCGACGACCACGAAAGCGCCGCUUAUUCGCAUUUGAUUAAGUCGCCCCGUUUCGACAAGGACUAUAUCAAUUUACACGUAGAUCGCAUCCCGCACUACCGAGCCAAUCAAGAUUCGGAUCCCGAUUCGGAUGAAGACCAGAGUACUUACGUGCUGCAUAUGGUCGUGAGGGCUGAAGACACUUCCAACGAAAGGCUAUUUCGGGCGUUUCAGUUCGCGUACGAUUUUGUGGAGGCUGUGAGCACCAUUAGUAACGGUUCUACCUUCGUUCAUUGCAUGAUGGGAAUGUCGCGGAGUUGCUCUUUGGUAUGUGCCUACCUGAUGAAGAAGCAGGAAGCAACGUUCACCAGCGUUAUCAAACAACUCAAGAGCGUGCACCCUAUCGCAUCUCCCAGUGCGGGGUUUUCCUGCCAGCUGCUUCUGUACUACAAGCACGGUUUUGAGGUACCCAACCACGACGUAUUCUGGGGCGAAUAUCGUAACCUGCUCCGCCGCAUCGACUUAGAUCGCCUGGAGGAGUACGAAGCGAACUGCCGAAACCCCAACUCGGAUGAGGACAACGGAGCGGUGUAUAGUUGCGUGAAGUGCCGACAAACCUUGUUCUACGGGUACAACGUCAUCCAACACGAGAGCGUCGGGGACUCCCACGGCCCCGACGACGAGCCGUGCAGCAGCGUGUUUGUGGAACCCAUGGACUGGAUGACCGACGUGGACUCUCAAACUGGGAAGAUAAUCUGCAAGAACACGCGAUGCUCAUCCAAGUUGGGGUACUAUUGCUGGUAUGGUCGUAGGUGUUCAUGCGGCCAUCUACAGGUGCCAGCAUUUCAGAUCCAGCUAUCCAAGGUAGACAAACUCGUUGCGGAGUCCCGUUUGGGCGGCGCAACACCGAUUCGGAACGAAGAUCUGCUGUGA